Messenger RNA from Clonostachys solani, 4089 nucleotides. Lineage: Eukaryota; Fungi; Ascomycota; Sordariomycetes; Hypocreales; Bionectriaceae. The record is from the annotation of a GenBank genome assembly.
AUGGCCGACAUUGAUAUGGCAACCCAACUGCAGGUCGACAGCUCUGUUGUCGGCACUACAGAGAUCGAUGAGUCCCUCUACAGUCGACAGCUCUACGUCCUAGGACACGAGGCGAUGAAGCGCAUGGGUGCUUCCAACGUCUUGAUUGUUGGUCUCAAGGGUCUCGGUGUUGAGAUUGCCAAGAACAUCGCCUUGGCUGGUGUCAAGAGCCUAACCCUCUACGAUCCUUCUCCCGUAGAAAUAUCAGACCUUUCCAGCCAAUUCUUCCUCACCCCGGCCGACGUCGGCAAGCCUCGUGAUGAGGUGACAGUCCCCCGGGUUGCCGAGCUGAAUGCUUAUACUCCAGUGAAGGCCCAUCAGUCUGGCGGGCUUGAGCACGAGCUAUCUCAGUUCGAUAACUACCAGGUAGUAGUCCUUACCAACGUUCCUCUUCGGGCCCAGAAGGCUAUCGCCGAUUACUGUCACACCAAGGGAAUCUACACCGUCAUCGCCGACACGUUUGGUCUCUUUGGAUCUAUCUUCUGUGACUUUGGUGAGAAGUUCACUGUCAUGGACCCCACUGGUGAGACACCUUCGAGCGGUAUCAUUGCUGGAAUCGAUGAAGAGGGCUUGGUAUCUGCUCUAGACGAGACACGCCAUGGGUUAGAGGAUGGCGACUAUGUCACCUUCUCCGAAGUCGAGGGGAUGGAAGGUCUAAAUGGUUCUGAGCCUCGUAAGAUUUCUGUCAAGGGCCCUUACACCUUCUCCAUUGGUGAUGUGUCUGGUCUUGGUCAGUACAGGCGGGGUGGAAUUUAUCAACAGGUCAAGAUGCCCAAGCUUAUCGACUACAAGAACUUCACUGCCGCUCUGAAGGAGCCCGAAUUUAUCAUGUCUGACUUUGCCAAGUUCGAUCGUCCCCAGCAACUUCACCUAGGAUUCCAGGCCCUUCACGCAUUCCAGGUCGCCAAGGACCGCCUUCCCAACCCCCAUCACGAGGAGGACGCGAUUACUGUGCUUGAGGCUGCGAAGAGGUUCGCCGCCGAGGAGAAGCUGGAAGUGGAGUUUGAUGAGAAGCUCAUCAAGGAGCUCAGCUAUCAAGCGAAGGGUGAUCUCAGUCCAAUGGCUGCUCUGUUCGGUGGAAUUGCUGCUCAGGAAGUGCUCAAGGCAGUAUCCGGAAAGUUCCAGCCAAUCAACCAGUGGUUCUACUUUGAUUCUCUUGAAUCUCUUCCUACAAGUAUUCAGAGGAACGCUGAGACCUGCAAACCCACCGGCAGCCGCUAUGACGGGCAAAUUGCCGUCUUUGGCACAGAGUUCCAAGAGAAGAUUGCCAACCUCAAGCAGUUCCUUGUGGGUGCAGGAGCCAUUGGAUGCGAGACAUUGAAGAAUUGGGCAAUGAUGGGACUGGGAACUGGCCCCGAGGGCAAGAUCUGGGUCACGGAUAAUGAUUCCAUCGAAAAGAGUAAUCUGAACCGUCAGUUCCUUUUCCGUGCUGCCGAUGUCGGUAGUAUGAAGAGUGACCGAGCUGCCUUGGCUGUUCAGCGCAUGAACCCGGAUCUGGGUGGACAUAUCGAGACUUUCAAGGAGCGUAUUGGCCCUGAGACCGAGCAUGUGUUCAAUGAAGAUUUCUGGCAGGCUCUUGAUGGUGUUACCAACGCCCUGGACAACGUCGAGGCUCGUACCUACGUUGAUCGCCGAUGCGUAUUUUUCCGCAAGCCUCUACUCGAAAGUGGCACUCUUGGAACCAAGGGCAACACCCAGGUUGUCUUACCCCAUAUUACGGAGUCCUACUCGUCCUCUCAGGACCCCCCUGAGAAGGAAUUUCCCAUGUGCACAAUUCGCAGCUUCCCCAACCGAAUCGAGCAUACUAUUGCCUGGGCCAAGGAAUAUAUGUUCGAGAGAUGUUUUGUCAAGGCACCCCAGACUGUGAACUUAUACUUGGCUCAGCCCAACUUUUUGGAGACGACUUUGAAGCAGGGAGGGAACCAAAAGGAUACCCUGGAAACCAUCCGCAACUACCUCACUACCGAGCGACCUCGCACAUUCGAGGACUGCAUUGCUUGGGCCAGAAACCAGUUCGAAGUCGAAUUUUCCAACAAGGUUCAGCAGCUUCUGUACAACUUCCCCAAGGAUGCCGAGACGUCGACUGGUACCCCCUUCUGGUCUGGUCCAAAGCGCGCCCCUGACGCCCUCAAAUUCGACCCCAAUAACCCCACACAUUUUGCUUUCAUUGUUGCGGGCGCGAACCUGCACGCUUUCAACUACAAUAUCAAGUCGCCCGGUAACGACAGGUUAAUCUACCUUAAGGAGCUCGAGAACACUAUUGUGCCUGACUUCUCCCCCGACUCCAACGUGAAGAUCCAAGUUGAUGACAAGGAGCCUGACCCGAACGCAGGUGCUACGGAUGAUGACGAUGACCUAAGCAAGCUCACCGCCAGCCUUCCAUCACCCAGCACACUGGCUGGAUUCCAACUCACCCCUGUGGAUUUUGAGAAGGACGACGACAGCAACCAUCACAUCGAUUUCAUUACUGCCUGCAGCAACCUGCGAGCAGAAAACUACAAGAUCGAGCCUGCAGAUCGCCACAAGACCAAGUUUAUUGCUGGAAAGAUCAUUCCUGCCAUCGCCACCACAACCGCUUUGGUCACUGGUCUGAUUGGCCUCGAGCUGUACAAGGUCAUUGAUGGAAAAGAUGACAUCGAGCAAUACAAGAACGGCUUCAUCAACCUUGCACUUCCCUUCUUCGGAUUCAGUGAGCCUAUUGCCAGUCCCAAGGUGGAAUACAAGGGUCCUGAGGGCAAGGUUACACUGGACAAGAUAUGGGAUCGUUUCGAAGUAGACGAUAUUACACUGCAGGAGCUCUUGGAUUAUUUCAAGAACAAGGGCUUAAGCGUCAGCAUGCUGAGCUCAGGGGUCAGCCUCCUGUAUGCAAGCUUCUUCCCUCCUGCAAAGCUCAAGGAUCGUUACGGCCUGAAGCUCAGCAAGUUGGUGGAAACCAUCUCAAAGAAGCCAAUCCCUGCGCACCAGAAGGAGGUCAUCUUUGAAAUUGUUGCUGAGGAUGUGGAUGACGAAGACGUGGAGGUUCCUUAUAUUAAAGUCAAGGCCAGCAAAAUUACCGAUUGGGUCAGCGUGAGCGACAAGUCCGGCGAGUUCAAGCGCCAGGUCAGCUCAUUCCGUGACUGGAUCUCGCGGGAGGCCGGUGCCCAGUAUCCCCCCGAGAAGGGUCGAUACCACCUCUACGUCAGCUAUGCUUGUCCAUGGGCCUGCCGUACACUCAUUGCCCGCAAGCUCAAGGGACUGGAGGAUAUCAUCUCCUUCUCAGUCGUCCACUGGCACCUGGGCCAGGGCGGCUGGCGUUUUGUGACCAAGGAUGAGAAGGAGCCAGGCGAGAAUGUGAUUCCCGACCCAAUUGAGGGCCACGAGGACUUCACCCACCUGAAGCAGGUGUACUUUGAGUCUGAGCCCGAGUAUGCCGCCAGAUUCACCGUCCCUGUUCUCUAUGACAAGAAGACCAAGCGAAUUGUCAGCAACGAGAGCAGCGAGAUCUUGCGCAUGCUGGCCAGCGAGUUUGACGACCUCAUUGAGGAAAAGUACCGUGCCAUCUCCCUGUACCCCAAGGAGCUGCAGAAGGACAUCGAGGAGGCCCACUCCUGGAUCUACGACGGCAUCAACAACGGCGUCUACAAGUCGGGCUUCGCCACCACCUACGACGCCUACGAGCGCAACGUGGUCGCCCUCUUCUCGGCCCUGGACCGCGCCGAGAAGCACCUCUCCCAGCAGAGGGACGGCCCCUACUGGUUCGGCAAGACGCUGACCGAGGUCGACGUGCGCCUGUACGUGACCAUCAUCCGCUUCGACCCCGUUUACGUCCAGCACUUCAAGUGCAACCUCAAGGACAUCCGCUCGGGGUACCCGGCCCUGCACAAGUGGAUGCGCAGCCUGUACUGGGGCGACGCGGCGUUCCGGGACACGACUCAGUUCGACCACAUCAAGUGGCACUACAUGCGCAGUCACACCCAGAUCAACCCGCUGUCCAUCACGCCGCUCGGCCCUCUGCCCCAUAUCCUGCCUUUGGAGGAGGAGGUCCCUGCGGUGGCGGCUGCUAAGCAGUAG